Messenger RNA from Parascedosporium putredinis, 2211 nucleotides. NCBI's taxonomy places the organism in Eukaryota, Fungi, Ascomycota, Sordariomycetes, Microascales, Microascaceae. The record is from the annotation of a GenBank genome assembly.
AUGGCCACAACCGGAAGCGACGCUAUCGAGCAGAUGCUCACGCUUGCCGAAUCACCACUCCGACGCUGGCACGAAGAAGUGCAAUCGAUUGCCCGGACGGUUGCCGACAAUUACGAUAGCGAGGAUUUGCGCAAAAAUUUCAUCAGCCUGACUCUGCAGCUCGCGGUCGAGCAGCCUCUCAAGACGCCGUUCUUGGCCGCCGUCAUCAUAAUCUUGAAUACGUUGAAGCCCGAGGCUGUGGACGAUAUUCUCGGACAGGUGGCAGCUGCGCUAGAGGAAAAGGUGAAUGUGGGCGAUUGGAGGGAUGUCAAGCUGUACUUGAAGCUGUUGGCGUGUCUCCAAAGCGUCCUCACCGGCGAUGGCGUUUUCCCGAUCCUCGAGGAGCUGUUUAACCGGGCUGUGGAUCUCCAGACUGCGAGUUCCGACGACACCAUCGGUACAGAAUUAGUCAAAGUCAUCCUCCUCACUCUCCCAUAUGUUAUGGCUGCGUCCUCGACAGACCAGUGGCACCAGAAGGCGGCAGACAUCAUGGACAAGACCGAUAUUAUCGCGUCCGAACCUCACGCCCUUCAGGCUUUAAUCGAUUUCCACUACGCUGGGAGUGGCCAGGAGGAUGCUCCAGGCUCCGUCAGUGUCAUUGGCCUUCUCCAGCAGCUGCUGCAAGGCGAGGCAGCCAACGAGUGGAAGCUUGCAUGUCUCCCCGCCCGUGGACAUGACCUUCCGUCCAUUGCGAUUCCUUCGACCGUUGUCGCCGGCCCGCGGCCUCUCUUCCCAGAAGUUUACCUCUCCGUAUAUGGUGGCCAGGAGGUCGAAUCUGUCCCACCCACCACCAAUAUCGCGUCGCUACUCGUGCGAGACGGCCUCCUCGACACGAUAAACAUUUUACAUUUCAACCGCAAUGUGACGGCGCGGUAUCUAAUCGACCUCGACUGCUACUUUUCCGAAGGGACCUUUGUCAAGCGGGCAACUCCGUUUGAUAGACUAAAGGACAUUGAGCCGUCCAAGUCGACUUGGAAGCCCGAGGACGUGGCGGUGGAUGCUGUUUUCUCUCAGCUCUUCCUGCUUCCGGCCCCCGAGCACAAGCUCGUUUACUACCACUCAGUACUGACCGAGGCGUGCAAAAUCGCCCCGGCUGCCAUUGCGCCUAGUCUGGGAAGGGCGAUCCGCUACCUGUACCGAAAUACUGCUAACAUGGAUGCCGAGCUUGGCUACCGGUUUGUCGAUUGGUUCGCGCACCAUCUGAGCAACUUUGGUUUUACCUGGAAAUGGACCGAGUGGGAGGAAGAUGUUUCUCUUCCUAGUUUGGACCCUUGCAAAGCUUUUAUCGUGGGCGCCCUCGACAAGGAAAUCCGCCUUAGCUUUGCCCAGAGAAUCAAGGGCACGCUACCACCCGCUUAUCAGUCGCUCAUUGACGCAGAAAAGGAAAAGGACGUCCCCGAUUUCAAGUUUGAUGACCCAGACACGCCCUUCUCUGCCGAGGGCCAGGAACUCGCAACACUCCUUAAGCGAAAGGCGCCGGACGAGGACUUCCAGCCCGUUAUUGAGCGUAUUCAUACCGCGGCCCUCGACACCGGGCUUGACCCGCUCGUCGCCAGCACCGACGUCUUCAUGACUGCCGUGUGCUGGGUUGGCUCCAAGUCUUUAUCGCAUGUUCUUGCUUGCAUUGACCGUACGAAAGGUCGGUUGAUCGACGUUGGUGCCGCUUCGGAAGGUGCUCGUGCGCAAAUCAUCACCUCUGUCAUGGACUAUUGGCAAGCGCAUCCCGGGGUGGCCAUCUCCAUCAUUGAGAAACUUCUAAAUUACUCUAUUCUUACCCCGUUGUCUGUGAUCCAUUGGUCGCUCAUCGGAACAAGCCACGCCGGUGGUAAGCGCACGGGCGAUACACUCGCUCAGUGGCACAUCUUCGAGCUCGUUGUCAACACGGUUGCCAAGGUUACUGGCCGAGUGCGCCAAGUUGCGGAAGGCAGUCCCGGGGCGGAAACGCAGCCGGAGGAGGUCAAGGCUAUGCGCGACCUGUUCCAGGCCCUUGAGGAUUGCCUAGCCGAAUGGUCCACAGGUGCGAGCGGAGAGUCACUAGAUAGCGAGUCGCAGGGCUACGUGCGCGACUGGGCUGAGAGGUGGCUGAGGGUCUUUAGACGCAAACUAGCCAUUGAGGAAAACUUUCUGCAGGAGACUGCAAAGGGUCGCGUAGAGGCUGAAGACGCGGUUUAG